CAGCCGCCUCAGGAUGAGCAAGCUGUCGUUCAGGGCCCGUGCCCUGGACGCUUCCAAGCCCAUGCCGAUUUAUAUGGCUGAGGAACUACCGGAUCUGCCAGAUUACUCGGCCAUUAAUCGUGCUGUGCCCCAAAUGCCCAGCGGCAUGGAAAAGGAGGAGGAAUGUGAACAUCACUUGCAAAGAGCAAUAUGCACAGGUCUGAUCAUUCCUACUCCUGAGGUAACUGAUUUAACAGAUGUGGAAGCUUAUGAUAAAAUAUACCCAGCUGACUAUAGGCUACCUCGUCAACUUAUACACAUGCAACCUUUUGCAAUGGAACAAGAUAUUCCAGACUAUGAUAUGGACUCAGAAGAUGAAAAAUGGGUUGCAGUACAAAGUCGUAAGAUGGACUUAACUCCUCUUCAAUUUGAAGAAAUGAUGGAUCGUUUAGAGAAAAGUUCAGGACAAACUGUAGUCACUCUUAACGAAGCUAAAGCACUUCUGAAAGAGGAUGAUGAUUUAAUUGUUGCUGUGUUUGAUUACUGGCUGAAUAAGCGUCUUAAAACACAACAUCCUCUUCUAUUAACGGUUAAAACAGAACAUCGGUUUGGUUCAGCUGCCAAUAAUCCUUAUUUAGCGUUUAGACGUAGAACGGAAAAAAUGCAAACGCGUAAACAUCGUAAAAACGACGAAACUAGUUAUGAAAAAAUGCUGAAGCUCCGUAGGGAUCUUAGUAGAGCAGUUACCCUUUUAGAAAUGGUUAAAAGAAGAGAGAAAACCAAACGAGAACAUUUACAUCUUACAAUUGAAGUAUAUGAAAAAAGAUAUCAGGCACAAGACUUUAAUGGACAAAUAUUGGCAGAAGUAUCAGCGUUGAAGACACCAAGACCUGCUUUUGCUCCACUGUUCACGAAUCAGUUUGGUGUUCAUCAAAAUUGGGCAAAUAAAGUCUGUAGUAAAGAUGAUGUAGUACCCAGGAAAGAAAAAAGACAAUAUAAGAAGCGAAAGCAUAAAACCGAUAGCAGGGGAGGAAAUUUGGAAGAUAAUGGUGUACGGGGUGGAACAGGUAGUGGAGGUGGUCGAGGAAGUCGGCCUGGUGUUCUUGGAAGCGGGCUGGACCCGCUAAUAAGUUCAGACGAAGAUAGUCCGCUCCCAUCUCAUUCACAUUCUCAGCCCUCGGUUCCUUCAGAUCGCGAUGAUGAAGACACUGCUGAUGAGGGUCAAUUCACUUUCCGACGAAAUAGAAAUAGCACUUAUCUACCACCUGUAUCAGGUGGAUUUGGAAACUGGCCUUGGUGUGAUAAAAGUGAAGGGGGCUUGGCUGAUAAGAAGUAUAGGUUUGCACUGACCAGUAUCAGCAAACCAGUACCGAGAUGUAUUGGUUUCGCGCGGCGGCGAAUUGGUCGGGGUGGCAGAGUAAUAUUGGAUCGCUGUUCAACCGAUAUGGAUGAUAUGUGGUCUUCUCUAGAUUUUACAAUACAUCAACCAAAACGGGAACCAGUGGAAUCUGAUACAACUGCCACAUCAACAAUUCCAAUCAAGAAGGAGUGGUUACAUUUCCGACCAAAGACUCCACCUGUGUCAGUGCAUAGUCCAAGUGAAGAAAGUAGUGAUACGGACUCAGAUGUAGAGCCAACAUUAACUCCAUCGAAACCGCUUCCAUACCCGUUCCCACCUGAAGCAACAUCUAUCUGUGUGGAAGUAGAGCCCGAGCGUGUAGGAGAUGAACCACCUUUUACAUCAGAAUUCAAUAUCGCUGAUUAUUUCUCUGUGGAUACGCUAUCGGACUUUGAUCUUGCCGUUGCGAGUAUAACCGGUAGUGCGUGCAUUAGUGGUCUAUCGGAUAAUAACUCUAACGAUAUGCGGACAGACGAACUGGGUAGUUCACAUUUUGUUGUGACUCCGCUACCUAGCAGUCUUUUGGCACAGCCUGCAACACAACAGAGUCGGCCUCAGUGCAGUGGUAGUGGUUUUAGUGUUGUAAAUACUUCUACGAGUUCUACAGUCCCGUCGUCUUUCUCGUGUACAACCAACCAACCGACAACGUCGAGUGUAGUAUCUACGCAAUGCAUAAGUGGUGCUACUGAGACACAGUCGAACCAGUCUAAACAGCAACAACAUAGACAAUUACCAAACAACAGCAAUUCUGUUUCCAUUCUGUCUAAAUCCUUGACUAGUCCAACGAAUAAUAGGAAUGGCGGUAGCUGUGGCAGUGGUAGUGCUGGAGUCAGAGUGUUUAGUGCAAGUACCACAACUAGUGGAACAAUUACAAACUUUGGCAAUGGACAUCAAAAUGGGCCAUUGUCUCAUAUAAAUAACUCUAAUAAUCUUUCAAAUAGCACUCACGUUGUGAAUAAUCAGUCAACGAUAGUUCUGCCACAAAAACAUCCGCCGUCCACUCUGCUACCUGGCUUUAUCACACAGAGCAAAUUGGCGAGUCUCGCAAGGCAGCAACAACAGACGCAGAGUCAGGCGCAACAAAUCCCAACGUCCGGGGAAAUUACGCUUAAUAGUAAUAGUGAAAAUUUGGAUAUGAAGGUGGAUGGAGUGGAAAAUGCAACUUGCGAUGGUAAACCACAGCAACAGCAGCUUGUACGGGCAAAUAAAACAAAUUCCUUAGCGAUGGAAGUGACAUGAUGCCUGCUAUCGGCACCCCUGUUGCCGCCAAUACGUCACUGGGGGCUUCGCUAACUUUACCUUGCCUAUGUCUGUCUACCUUCUGGAGACUGAACAUACACUACGUGCUCGUUAAUGCGAAAUGCGGUACGGCUAGAUUGCAGAAAUACUCUGAUCAGUUGCCUGUUACAGCGAUGACAACGGAACAGUGUCAAUUCCAUUGCAAGUACCAAGUUGUUUUGACCAUGAAAUAGACUAUAAUUUAUUUCUCUAAGUCGUUUGUUUCCUUGCAACUUGAACAGUCACAAUUAUUCGAGGCAGUCACAGUAUUUCAUUAAAUCUUUAUAAGGAGUAGUUCAUUUCUUUUUGGUAUAUUAAAUUUAGUAUUAGUUUCAGACUGUUGUUAUGUUUCUUCAUUUCUUAAUAUAAAUAUCUUUUUAGAUGUUAAUAGAUAAAUAUGAAAAUAAUAUAAUGUACAUACUCUUUGUUUUCUGAAACAAAAAAUAGUUUUGUUCAACGCAAGGGAACUUUUAUAUUUGACAAAAUUAUAGCCUCAUUUUUAUCAAAAACUUGGCAGAACUCCUUUCUCAUUUUUUUACUCAUAUGCAAAUGAUACCAUUGAAAUAUGUUUAAUGAAGUUACUAAAAUUAUAUCAUAGGCUUUCUCAAACACAGCAUUAAUUAUUUUUAUUCCAGAAGUAUUACAGAGAGAUUUUUGUUUCAGUUUUCUUUUAGAAAUUUUGCAUGUUUGGAAUACAUAUUCGUAUUUUUGACAAUUAGAUAAAUCUGAGAGAAGGUAAUGACUAGUACACCAUAAAAUAUUGUAAAAGCUAAUUCUAAAUUAUAUUAUUUUGAAAUAUGAAAUCUAAACUUUUGGCGGUAUAUUUCUGUGUGUACAUUUAUGAUUGUAAAUUUUAUUUAAAUGAUAUAAACUAGAGAUAGAAUAGAUACCUCUUGUGAACAAUGUAUAGUAAACCUUUUAUAAAUAAUCUUAAUACAUGUUGUUUUUUCGAAGCUCUUGAUGAACUCAAAUUAAUUUGAUUUACUGUGGAUUUUUAUGUUUAUUUCAAUACUGUAUAUACAUACAUUCAGUUUAUAUAUAAGAAAGUAUUCAUCUUAUUUCUUUACAAGUAUGUUAAAAUAGUAGUAUGUUAAAAGCUUUCAGGCUGUGAAAUAAUGAAACUAUUAACAGUAAUAAUCUUUAUAUUAGCACAUAACAAAGGAGGUUCUAAUUGUUUUAUAGUUUUGAGGGCCACACAUUUCUAUUUCAGUAACAUACUUUGAAUUAAUAUAAAUGUAAAUAUAAAUUAAUAUUUAUAUUUAUAUAUUUAUAUUUAUAUAUAAAUAUUAAUAUAUUUAUAUAUUUAUAUUUAUAUAUAAAUAUAAAUCUUAAUGUUGCGUUUGAGAAGCUUGUAUCAUGAAAAUCUAUAUUACAUUUUGACAAGUUCAUGACACUAUGGUUAGGGUUUAUAAUAUCUACACAGAACAUGUAAAAAUUUUCGUCUUUCAAUUUAGUAAUUGCGAGUUGUGGAAAUAAGAAUAACGAUUAAUGAAUUUAUUUGCCAUACAAAAUAUGAAAGAAACGAUUUUUUCUGCAUAAUGAUAUAUUAAAUUUUAUUAAUUAGCUUGCAAGUAAAUUGAUUAUUCUUUUUAUACAAAAAAUUGGCAUACAGUGAAAUUGUGUACUAUUAAUUUGUUAAGUACUUUAUAGCAAGAUUUAAGUAACAGUAUUUGGGAAAAUGGGUAUAUCUUAUAUAUGUAUAUUCAUACCAGUAGAAUUCUUUACAAAAAAUUGAUACAUUACAUAAAUAUUAGAAUAAUAGCUGAGUCUGUGUUUAAGCUUUAAAUAAGGGAUUAUCAGCUUCCUGCUUAAAUCAAUCGUAUCAAUGAGUACUAAUGCCAUACAAAAAUUUAGUUGUUUAUGCAGACAAACAGUUUUUGAAAUCUACUGGUAUAAUUAUACGAAAAUUGAGAUUGAGGCAUUUACUGGUACAUAAUCCAUAUACUUUGUUACAUAAUUUUGCAGAUAAAAAGAAAAGUUUAAUUACCACUAGAUAAAACCAACAUGAAAAUGAAAAUAGUUACUGAAUCUGCGCACAUUUUUAUGCGCGUUAUUCUCUUCCUCUUAGUCUUUCUGCAUUAUUGUCUCCCAUUCCAUGUAACUGUAUAUCGAGAUACUACAUUAAAAUAUAAGCAUUGAAUAAAAAAAUAAGUUAGCAAGAAAAUUGACAAUAUCGAGAUUCUAAGAUGUUUUUAUUUGAUAAUUGAUGAUACGAAAGAAGCAGUUGUUUUAUUUGAAAGAAAGAUUACACAUUUAUUACAAUUACACAUUUCAUAUUUCUGUGUGGCUAAUAGGAAGGACACCUAUAAAAAAAUACAUAUAGUUACUUAAAAUAGAUUAUUAAAUAUAUGAGUUUAGAACUGACGAAAUUCAUGAGUAUCUGUCGCAUAAUUCUUAUUAUUAUUUAGAAAAGGUUUCAUUCACAUAUGCAACACAUUGUCUGUUGUUUAUUUGAAAUUUGUAGGCACUGAUCAAGACGAAUAAUAUCCUAGCCACUUGGACUGAAGAUUUAUAAUUUAAGUGUAUUACGAACGGCCAUGGCAAAGUCUUUCAGGUAGUCAUUCAUUUUCCAGACUUGAAGCAUAGAAAUUUUUUCCAAGUAUGCAAUAAAAAAGUUCUUUCGCGAGCCGUAAUACGAAAUCAAGAGAAAAAUAUAAUGGUGCAAAUGUUGCAAAUUCUAGAGACUUCAUGAAAUCAUAAUAAGAAACAAACAAAAAAGAUAUAUUGUACAUAUAAAAAUAAUUACGCUUAUUGUAUCUCUUACUUUUAGGUAAUUAACUAAAAAAUAACUGUAAUUAAUGUUGUUGUGGUAGGUGCACAGCGAUGUGUAUGAAAAUUUAUGAAUUCGGGACGAUUUUAGAGGAGGAGUAAUAAAGAAAUUUUAUCCUGGAUAGGACUUAUUAUUUUGUUAAGAAUUUCACUCGCCUGUAUAUUAUAUAACAUUUUGUGAAAUCUAAUUUCUGCCACAUUUGUAUAUAUACUUUAGGUAUCUGAUUAUUUCUCUCGUCUUUCUCAAACUCACCAUUGAACAUGAAGUGCUAUUUCACUUUUCUUAAUUAUAUUUACAAAUUUUCAAUUAAGUCGUAUUUCAUUACCUUUCUCAUUAUUUUGUUUCUUUUCCCAUUCAUAUCUUAUGUUUCUUUGCAAAAUUCAUUUAUGAAAAGAAGAAAAUAUCUUCCGUCAUAUGAUUUUGAGAAAGACGAGUGAUAUUAUGCGGAAAAAUAUUUCCAAGAAUGUACUUGUAAAAAUCAUUUGUUUAUUUUAGUUGGAACGCUUUAAACGAAAUAUAGUGGUACAUGGAUUUUUAUAUAAAA
Messenger RNA from Bombus huntii, 5970 nucleotides. RefSeq names its product enhancer of polycomb homolog 1 (gene E(Pc)). Lineage: Eukaryota; Metazoa; Arthropoda; Insecta; Hymenoptera; Apidae. Bases 14 to 2617 code for a protein of 867 amino acids. Gene Ontology annotation, biological process: regulation of transcription by RNA polymerase II. Gene Ontology annotation, cellular component: piccolo histone acetyltransferase complex. The transcript is spliced from 10 exons. The record is from RefSeq and is a predicted model, not a curated record.